GGUUUUAGUGGGGGCGAGACUGGUAAUCGGUACGGCGACGUCGGCAAUCUGAACAAAUAUAAAAACAUUCAUGGUACUGACAAAUGCGUAAUUUUUACGUGUUGUUGCACAACAAUGAUACAAUAUUUGAUCACAUAAUUAUACCAAAUCGUUAACAAUAUACUUUGCACCGUUUAAAAUUAUUAUUUACAUAAAGUGGUUGAAGUAACAGUCACCAUGGGAUGUUGCCCAAGCCUUUGCAAAGAAGACAAUGGGCCGCAGGUAUGUCAAGUGGUGACGCAGUAAACGAGAGGACACGUUUGCUGGUAAAUCCGGUCAGCAAUACACCAAAUAUCCCAACAGCGCACAGUGACGAUUAUAUUAAUCCAUAUACGAGCCCUGUCCCAAAGAAGACUGAUGAACAAAGCGCCCUAAACCGAAUCUUGCAGGAAACUGCUGCCAAUGUGAUCGAUGUCGGUGCUCUUGACUCGCACAAUUUGGAACAGCACGAAUACAUGGAUAGGUCAAAAGCAUAUGCUAAAAGGAUAGAAGUUAUCGGUGUUCAAAUACCUGACCACCCGCCUUGCCUAUUAAAGGAUAUACCAGCCCCCGAGAGGGUGUUAGCGGAGGAAGGGCUGCCCCAGCAGGAUCGAGAAAUGAUUACGGAUAUGAUGAAUAGUGCGGUAACCGCUUUGAGCGAGAUACAGGUGGAACACAAAGAAGAUUUAGUCGUACCCUUCCUGUCGUGACUGCAUUUCAAUCAGGAAGAAGCUCGAGCCUAAAAUUUUAAUAUGUCUAAUGGCGUGUAUAACAGCUGUAAGAAGGAAAUCAAAUUUUCUACUCAUUACCACAUUUAUUUCUUGUUACAGAUCAAAGUUAUAGUAGAUAUUAUACUUGUUCGCCACAAAAUCUUUAUCCCAAUUCAAUUUUGAGCUUUAUACUUAGGCGGCAAUGGAAAUAUAUUAAUUUAGCUCAUGCUAAUUCUAUGCUCGUCAGAAACUCUCGAUAUUAGAUUUAUCCACUAAUUUUUAUUAUUUACUGGUUCUAUACUUUUUUUUUUUUUUUUCACUUUUUUAGUGUACUGGCAUUGCAAACCAAAUAUUGUUUAUCGUGUAAUCACUCGCGAAUUGAUUCUAUGAAAAUCAUAAUUUUAAAUGAUUGUAAAUAACGUUUUUCUCUCGUAACGUUUUAAAAUAUUAUUCGGAAGUGUUGAGAAACCGGCGUAAUGAAAUUCUUUUGGACUGUGUUUAAAAAUCCCGCUUUUUGUGGAUGACAACGUUGCAUAUUAUGCUUAUCAUAUUGUAUAAAUUGGUUGAGGAGAAAUGUGAGCUGCUAGUGCAGGCAUGAUUGGAAAAUGUAUUUUGUUGUAAUAGCUUGAAGUUAUACAAAAUGUUGAAUACCCAUGGCAUUAAAAAAAUGUGAAUAUGAUGUAAUAAAUAAUCUGUUUCAUUUGUAA
This is a messenger RNA of Diprion similis, 1435 nucleotides long. RefSeq names its product ragulator complex protein LAMTOR1 (gene Lamtor1). The transcript has 5 exons. Gene Ontology annotation, cellular component: Ragulator complex; lysosome; late endosome membrane. Lineage: Eukaryota; Metazoa; Arthropoda; Insecta; Hymenoptera; Diprionidae. The record is from RefSeq and is a predicted model, not a curated record. Bases 222 to 728 code for a protein of 168 amino acids. Gene Ontology annotation, molecular function: molecular adaptor activity; guanyl-nucleotide exchange factor activity. Gene Ontology annotation, biological process: regulation of receptor recycling; cellular response to amino acid stimulus; positive regulation of MAPK cascade.